GAAGGACAUUUUGUUUUAGUACAUAUUUUAUAAACAAUUAAUAUUUUGUUAAUUUUCAUAUGUUGUUUACUUUAAUUUAAAAGUAGAUGAUGUUGCGGGGUUUAAGAAUAUUACUUGGGACACAGAGGUCACAUAUUGCAGUAAAUCUGACAGCUCAGAAGAGCACAUUAGCUCAGGUUGAGAAUGGUGCUGUGUCAAGCAGUGUGAUUGAGAAGUUGGUUGAGAUAUGUGGGAGUAAGGAUGUAUCUACAUCUACCCCAGUCAGGGAACAGCAUGGAAGAGAUGAAUCAUACCACCAUUGUGAACCUCCUGAUGUGGUUGUUUUCCCAACAUCAACAGAGAAAGUCAGUCAAGUUGCAAGGCUCUGUUAUGAUCAUCAGAUACCCAUAAUUCCAUUUGGAUCGGGAACUGGAAUGGAAGGUGGCGUCACAGCUUCAAAGGGUGGUGUAUGUGUAGAUGUCACCAAGAUGGACCAAAUUGAAGCUGUAAAUGCUGAGGACUUUGACUGUACUGUGCAGUCAGGCGUAACUAGAGUGGGACUAAAUAACUCACUCAGAGAUACAGGACUUUGGUUCCCUGUAGAUCCAGGUGCAGACUGCACAUUAUGUGGUAUGUGUGCUACUGGUGCUUCUGGUACAAAUGCUGUGAGAUACGGAACAAUGAGGGAGAAUGUCAUGAACCUGGAGGUUGUCCUCUCUGAUGGAAGGAUCAUUGAAACUGCUGGAAAGGGCACCAGGACAAAGAAGUCAUCAGCUGGUUACAACCUGACUAACCUGUUUGUUGGGUCUGAAGGAACUUUGGGCAUCAUCACCAAGGCAACACUAAAGUUGUACGGACAGCCUGAAUCGAUAUUGUCAGCAAUAUGUCAUUUCCCAGAUGUUCAGUCUGCAGUAGAUACAGUUGUACAGACGCUACAGUGCGGGAUUCCAAUGGCAAGAAUAGAGUUGCUUUGUGAAAAAAUGAUGGACGCUUUCAACAAAUACAGUAACUAUGACUACAAGGUGACCCCCUCCCUCUUUUUGGAGUUCCAUGGGGCUGAAAACCAUGUUGAUGAUCAAGGAAAGAUUGUAGCUGAGUUGUGUGAAGCUAAUGGUGGCACCCAGUUCAACUGGGCUAAAGACAUGGAUGAGAGAAACAAACUAUGGAAAGCCAGACACAUGUGCUUCUAUGCUGCUACGAGUCUAAGACCAGGUGCUCGGUGGCUAGCCACUGAUGUCUGUGUGCCUAUAUCAAGAUUACCAGAAAUUGUGGUUGAAACGAAAAAAGAUAUUGACAAUUCCAGUAUUCUAGGUCCUAUAGUGGGCCAUGUGGGUGAUGGGAACUUCCACACUGUGCUCGUUGUUAUGCCUGACAGCCCUGAGGAAAUUGCAGAAGCAAGUGCUCUACAUGACCGCAUGGCAGAACGAGCUAUGAAGUUAGGGGGAACAUGCACUGGAGAACAUGGGGUGGGACUAGGAAAGAGACAUCAUCUUGUGACGCAGUUUGGUCAAGGUGGAAUGGAUGUCAUGAUGCAGUUGAAACAAACACUCGACCCUAAAAAUAUUAUGAAUCCUGGGAAAGUGUUAUUUACAGACUAGUCUCAUGAAUUUCCAUUACAAGAACAGUUGUUUAAAACUUGACUGGCAUUGGCCAAAUCAUUACUAGGGGCUGUAUCAAAAUGUCAAUUUUGUGAAACUAGCGUCACUAAUUUGAUCUUCAAUUUUGGAAUAUUGUCGUCAUCUUGUGCUGUUGGGUGAGUGGGUGUGCAGACCCAGGCGCCACAUAAAUUCACAUGAAAUUCAAGAAAAACUGCUUUUCCGUUCCACUUGAAAUUCUUACAGGUGCAAGAGCAGACUAGUCCCAAGAUUUGGUUAGGUUUUGGGCAUGCUGGGUAA
This is a messenger RNA of Owenia fusiformis, 1874 nucleotides long. NCBI's taxonomy places the organism in Eukaryota, Metazoa, Annelida, Polychaeta, Sabellida, Oweniidae. The record is from the annotation of a GenBank genome assembly.